AUGGGGCAGGUGCAAAACACCUGCGAGAAGUUGAACGCGCGCUAUGUGGAGUACGGGGUGAACUUCGCGGAGGACAGCGAGCACCUCACUGCCUUCCUCGAAGCGCACUCCCAUCCGUCCAAGCGGGUGGUCCAGGUGGAGGGGAUGGAUGGAGACGGCAACGCCGUCAAACACACCUUCAAGCUGCACGAGCUGGAUGCGAAGAAGAAAGAGGAUCCCUCGGGUGACGUCGAGUCCUGCGUGUCCCUCGCCACCCUGUUUGCGAAGGAGGUGAUCGGCAGGCUACAGUACCGCAUGCGAAGCUUGAAGUCCCUCGUUGGGUCCAAGCUAUUUCUGCCAGACGCCUAUCCGGAUGGCGUGAACAAGCGCGACCGUCUGUGCGCGGAGUGGUUCAGCUCCCUUCGCAAGAUGUUCAACGCCGAGCAGUGCGCUCUGCCAGCUGCUUGCUGCUUGCUGCUUGGUGACCGUGCUCCUCCCUUCUCCACUCUUCCUCCUCCUCGCAUUCCUCCCCGCAUCUGCUCAGCCCCUGACUUCUACUCCUCAUGGCGACCUCCCUCGCCCUCGUUCCUUUCUCUGCCUCUUCUUCCUCCCUGGUCCUUCAGCUUGCGCCUGACGGCACCGCGGUCAACUUCCCCGCAGAGCGGCUCUGGCGCCAUGCCCGCCGCUCCACCUACUCGUACCUCUUCCCGCUCUUCUGACCCCUAUGCUGCCGGCCUUCUCGCUGCCGCCGUUGAAACUGAGAAGAUAGCUACUACAGCUCAAGCCGCUGCUGACGCUGCUCCUGACAAUGCCGCCGCCCGUGACCUGGCUCGCGCCCUUGCCGAGUCCCUUGAGAACGCCCGCAAGCGCCUUAUCGAUUACCUCGCUGCCCCCUCUCCUAUAAUCACGCACGUCACCCUUUACGGGGAGCGUCCCGCUGCCGACCAGUGGUCCUUCUCCCGUGUCUCCGCCUUCCUUCUUAAGGCUGAGGUCAACCUGCGCAGCUGUCCUCCUACCGCUGCUGCUGCUGUCACUUUCCCAUCGCGCCCCCCUCGUGCGGCCACCACCACUGCCGCUGCUGCAUCCCUGCCGAAGGAGUGGGAGCAGGUAUGGCCGAAGGAGAGGGGGCAGGUUGGGCCGAAGGAGAGGGGGCAGGUUGGGCCGAAGGAGAGGGGGCAGGUUGGGCCGAAGGAGAGGGAGCAGGUUGGGCCGACGGAGUGGGAGCAGGUAUGGCCGAAGGAGAGGGGGCAGGUUGGGCCGAAAGAGAGGGGGCAGGUUGGGCCGAAGGAGAGGGAGCAGGUUGGGCCGACGGAGUGGGAGCAGGUAUGGCCGAAGGAGAGGGGGCAGGUUGGGCCGAAGGAGAGGGGGCAGGUUGGGCCGAAGGAGAGGGGGCAAGUUGGGCCGAAGGAGAGGGGGCAGGAGUAUAAGCGCCAUGGAAAGCGGACGACGGAUGAAGAGGAGGAUCGCGAUGCAGAGGCAUUUGCAAGACAAGCAGGGAGACGUGUGGACGUGACGCGCACGAUGCUGUCAGCGCUAGUAGCGAGGAUUCGUCGCAAUUUUUGGAUAGUGGUUGAGCGGGAGGAGAAGGAGAUUCUGGAAUUCGAGGCUGAGGAGGUUGAGAUGUUCGUCGAGAGACUUGUUGACGCGCACAAGCAGCUCACGCAGUGGAUGUUGUCAGGGUACGAGAGACAUGGCGAGAGGGAAAUGGGCGAGAGACUGGAACUGAUGCUGGACGAGAUAAAAGCGGGCGAGAAAACGUAUGAGAGAGCCCGCGAGAUGCUUGAAGCGGACGAGUUUGCCGUGUCGACGGAAUUCAGUAUCGUGGUGCAGCGGGCGAUGAACACGCUUGGAGAGAUGGUGGCGAGGCUGAAGGUGGAGUUGCGGGACGCUUUGCAAGAACGGGUGAAGUCAAGGCAGAAGGGUAAGGCAAAGGUGAAGGAGGCAUUGAAAGCGACGGGGAAGGCUUCACCAGCCGCUAGGGUUUACCAGAAGCGGACGGGGACGGCGGUGGCAAAGGUGAUGCCGCUAGGGAAGGUGGCCCAGAAGGCAAAGGAGAAGGGGAAGAAGAGGCAGAUGGAUGAGGGGAAGGAGAGGCGGAUGGAUGAGGGGAAGAGGAAGCGGGUGGAUGAGGGGAAGGAGAGGCAGAUGGAUGAGGGGAAGGAGAGGCGGGUGGAUGAGGGGAAGGAGAGGCGGGUGGAUGAGGGGAAGGAGAGGAGGAUGGAUGAGGGGAAGAGGAAGCGGGUGGAUGAGGGGAAGGAGAGGCAGGUGGAUGAGGGGAAGGAGAGGCGGGUGGAUGAGGGGAAGGAGAGGAGGAUGGAUGAGGGGAAGAGGAAGCGGGUGGAUGAGGGGAAGGAGAGGCAGAUGGAUGAGGGGAAGGAGAGGCGGGUGGAUGAGGGGAAGGAGAGGCGGGUGGAUGAGGGGAAGGAGAGGAGGAUGGAUGAGGGGAAGAGGAAGCGGGUGGAUGAGGGGAAGGAGAGGCAGAUGGAUGAGGGGAAGGAGAGGCGGGUGGAUGAGGGGAAGGAGAGGCGGGUGGAUGAGGGGAAGGAGAGGCGGGUGGAUGAGGGGAAGGAGAGGCGGGUGGAUGAGGGGAAGGAGAGGCAGGUGGAUGAGGGGAAGGAGAGGCAGAUGGAUGAGGGGAAGGUGGAUGAGGGGAAGGUGGAUGAGGGGAAGGUGGAUGAGGGGAAGGUGGAUGAGGGGAAGGUGGAUGAGGGGAAGGUUGAUGAGGGGAAGGUGGAUGAGGGGAAGGUGGAUGAGGGGAAGGUGGAUGAGGGGAAGGUGGAUGAGGGGAAGGUGGAUGAGGGGAAGGUGGAUGAGGGGAAGGUGGAUGAGGGGAAGGUGGAUGAGGGGAAGGUGGAUGAGGGGAAGGUGGAUGAGGGGAAGGUGGAUGAGGGGAAGGUGGAUGAGGGGAAGGAUAAGCGCCAGGGAAAGCGGACGACGGAUGAAGAGGAGGAUCGCGAGCAGGGUGGUGCUCUCGCGGAGGCAAGGGGCUCUGGGGUGGCCUAG
Molecule: messenger RNA, 2982 nt
Organism: Closterium sp. Naga37s-1
Lineage: Eukaryota; Viridiplantae; Streptophyta; Zygnematophyceae; Desmidiales; Closteriaceae
Source: the annotation of a GenBank genome assembly